This is a messenger RNA of Lasiodiplodia theobromae, 1965 nucleotides long. RefSeq names its product Pbs2-type map kinase kinase. Gene Ontology annotation, molecular function: ATP binding; MAP kinase kinase activity. NCBI's taxonomy places the organism in Eukaryota, Fungi, Ascomycota, Dothideomycetes, Botryosphaeriales, Botryosphaeriaceae. The transcript has 2 exons. The record is from RefSeq and is a predicted model, not a curated record. Bases 1 to 1965 code for a protein of 654 amino acids. Gene Ontology annotation, biological process: cellular hyperosmotic response; protein phosphorylation; MAPK cascade.
AUGCCCUCCACGCCCGACGAGGACAACCUGUCCGAUGUCUCCUCCCCGCUCGAGUCGCCCACGAGCCCCGACAUUCCCUCGCCCUCGUCGCCACUGGCACAGCCGCCGCUCAACCGCGCCGCCUCAGCUGCGCCCUCCACCUCCGGCAUGACGGUUUCGUCGACACCAUUGGGCAAUCUCAACGCGCUCCGCAACCCGCAAAAGCCCAACCCGCCCAAGCCCAGCGGCACCAACCUGCCCCAGGAUAUCCUCGAGCGCAUGAAGGCCGUCCACAUGGGGAGGCAACGCGCCCCGCCGCCCAACCCGCGCGCGCCCCCUACGAGCGCUCAGAGUCCCCUGCCGCAGUCGCCGGGCGGCGCCUUUGUCGGUGGCGUCCCGCCGAACUUCCGUCUGCCUGGCCAGCCCGGGAAGCCGGGCAUCAGUCACUUCCCCUCCGCUCCCGCUGUGCCUAACCUGCAGAAGAGGUCGUUGGCAGAGAAGCGCGGCAUGGUUCUGCCUGGAGGCCUUCCCGGCGCGGCACCCAAUGGGAGCCCUGCGCCUGGCGGCAGGAAGAAGCCCGGCUUCACCCUGAAGGAUAUCAAUGGCGGUGUUGACGCGAAGCCCAUUGUCGGCUCGAAGAUUGACGAGUAUAACAAGUACUUGGACAAGGAAACCGGCAACCUGAACUUUGCCGGCAAAGCCACGCUGACCGGAGAGGGCGUCAAGUUCGCAAACGGCUCCACCUUCAGCAUAUCUCUGGAUGAGGUGGAAACUCUGGACGAGUUGGGCAAAGGCAACUACGGCACUGUGUACAAGGUCAGGCACGCCCGGCCGCAGAUGAGAAGACCAGGACUCGGUCUGGCUGGAAACAAAGCCUAUUCCAUGCCCGCAGUCCCUGGCUCGCCGGUGAACAAAAGCGAGUCGUCGGCCGAGUCGAGUCCGACGACCGCCAAGUCUAGUGCCGCCACGUCGGGCAAGGUCAUGGCCAUGAAGGAGAUUCGCCUGGAGUUGGAUGAUGCCAAGUUCGCCGCCAUCAUUAUGGAGCUCGACAUCCUCCACCGUUGCGUCUCGCCUUACAUCAUCGACUUUUACGGUGCCUUUUUCCAGGACGGAGCAGUGUACAUCUGCAUAGAGUUCAUGGAUGGCGGGUCGAUAGACAAGCUGUACGGCGAAGGUAUUCCCGAGAAUGUGCUGAGGAAGAUCACGCUUGCGACGACCAUGGGUCUGAAGUCUCUGAAGGACGAACACAACAUCAUUCACCGCGAUGUUAAGCCAACCAACAUCCUCAUCAACACCAGGGGCCAGGUCAAGAUUUGCGAUUUUGGUGUCAGUGGUAAUUUGGUCGCCAGUAUCGCCAAGACGAACAUUGGUUGUCAGAGCUACAUGGCUCCGGAGAGGAUAUCGAGUGGAGGUGUUGCACAAGCUGGUGCCAAUCCUGGUGGCGGUACCUACAGCGUGCAGAGCGACAUCUGGAGUCUGGGAUUAACCAUCAUCGAGUGCGCCAUGGGCAGAUACCCCUACCCGCCUGAGACGUACAACAACAUCUUCAGUCAGCUCAGCGCAAUCGUCGAUGGCGAACCCCCGGACCUCCCCGCUGAAGGUUUCUCCGAGGCAGCAAAGAACUUUGUUCGUGGCUGUCUGAACAAGAUUCCUAACCUCCGGCCCACCUAUGCCAUGCUGCUUCAACACGCGUGGCUGGCACCUCUCCUAAAGCCCGCCACCAUUUCCGAGGAGGAGGAAGAAAACGGUGAAGGAGACGAUGCCGCAGCCGGUCCUCACGUCGAUUAUACUGGGACAGAAGCACCGGAGGACCCAGAGGUCGCUCAAUGGGUUAAUGACGCCCUGGAGAAGAAGAGGGCCGGCACGCUGGCGCAAAGCCAGAAGCCCGCGCUGCAUGCUGCCCCUCUGGAUGCAGUAUCAAGCCCCCAAGGAACCCCAUCGGCUACACCCGACGUUCCACCGGUCCCUCCUGCCGAGGAGGAGUAA